Molecule: messenger RNA, 552 nt
Organism: Xylaria bambusicola
Lineage: Eukaryota; Fungi; Ascomycota; Sordariomycetes; Xylariales; Xylariaceae
Product: ADP-ribosylation factor family-domain-containing protein
Exons: 4
Coding region: 1-552 (183 amino acids)
Biological process (GO): protein transport
Cellular component (GO): lysosomal membrane
Molecular function (GO): GTP binding; GTPase activity
Source: RefSeq, a predicted model, not a curated record
AUGGCAGGAUUGUUUCGCAAGGUAUACGACUGGCUGCUCAGGACCUUCUGGGCGAGUGAGAUGGACGUGACGAUGAUCGGCUUGGAGAAUGCGGGAAAGACAUCUCUGCUUCGGGUGUUGUCUGGAGGAGAAUUCACCAUCGAUUCUAUCCCUACCGUCGGCUUUAACAUGAAGCGGGUACAGCGUGGUCACGUAACGAUCAAAUGCUGGGAUUUGGGAGGCCAGCCUCGUUUUAGACCGAUGUGGGAGAGAUAUUGUCGCGGCGUGAGUGCGAUUGUUUUCAUCGUUGAUAUAGCAGACGACGCCAAAUUACCUGUGGCGAAAGAUGAGCUUCAUUCCCUCAUGGCGCAGAAGACCCUGGAGGGCAUCCCUCUGCUCGUGCUGGGUAACAAGUCGGAUUUGCCCAACAAGAUAUCGGUCGACGAGCUCAUCGACGCUUUGGAUCUAAAAACCAUAGCGCAUCGAGAAGUCUCCUGCUAUGGCAUAAGUGCCAAAGAGGAGACGAACUUGGAAGCCGUCGUGCAAUGGCUCAUGAAGUGGGCAAACAGAUAA